CUUCCUUCUUCCUUUCUCCAAUGGCUUUCUCCUCCUCCCCUCUUCCAAUACUCUUAGCCAUCACCAUUUUCUUGGCCUUACAAAUCACUCAAACCGCACAAGCAUUUGGAAGUGAGACUCGCCUUCAUUUCUAUUAUCGAGAAAGGACGCUACCGCCGAAUGCCACUGCCAUCAAAGUCGUGUCGAGCCCCCUCAACCAAACCGACCCGACCUAUACUUUCGGCAACAUUUUUGUCUUUGAUGACCCUAUCACGCCAGACCUCAACACCACAUCUCGUAUCCUCGGACGUGUGCAAGGCACGCUCGUAAUCGCAUCGCUUGAUGGUUUUGAUGGGCUAUACACGUUCAACGUGGUGUUCACCAAUUUUGAUCCAUGGACAGGUAGCUAUCUGACGGUGGUUGGGAGGAACCCAACCCAGAAGGCAGUGAAGGAGUUACCGGUGUUCGGAGGAACCGGACUCUUCAGCAAUGCCCACGGGACCGCCGUGGUGACGCGCCUAAACACCACUGAUCCAUCUAGCGGUAUAAUCAUUUUUGAGGUGGAUGUGAUCAUUUCGAACAAGUAAACCCUAGACGUCAAAGUUGACUCUGAGGUCAAUGGCUUUACUUGAAUAA
This is a messenger RNA of Phalaenopsis equestris, 615 nucleotides long. Its product is annotated as dirigent protein 21-like. The record is from RefSeq and is a predicted model, not a curated record. Bases 21 to 566 code for a protein of 181 amino acids. The transcript is spliced from 2 exons. Lineage: Eukaryota; Viridiplantae; Streptophyta; Magnoliopsida; Asparagales; Orchidaceae.